Dermacentor albipictus is the source of this 1086-nucleotide messenger RNA. RefSeq lists its product as uncharacterized. The record is from RefSeq and is a predicted model, not a curated record. Lineage: Eukaryota; Metazoa; Arthropoda; Arachnida; Ixodida; Ixodidae.
UUCUGGUCAUCAUCAAGAUUGCAACAGCAUUGACAAACCACCACUGUAAUAUUAGCACUAAACGUAAAAGGAUGGAACAGUACAGCCGACGUUACGAACGUCUGCUGGACUCUGUGGUCCUCCGUCGCCGCAGAAGACGGAGGCGUGCUGCUCAGGUACUGCAGAGUCUCCGCCGCUUCACCGAAGCUGAUGGCGUGGUGGCACUGGCGUCACUAAAGUGCGAUGCCCCCAAGCUUGUACAACUCGAAGAUUUCCUGGACGAGCUGGCACUGGUGUUGCACAACUACUUGUUCAGCAGCAAUGAGCACGUGGUUCGCGUCGCCCUGGACGUGGUACGCAGCGCCGUGGCGAGGCGCUGCCGUCGCCUUAAGCCUUGCAACCUAGAGCACCUUCUCGCCUCACUGCUGCGCACCCUGGUUUCUGCCUCGUCUUCCACCGUAUUCUUUAUGGCACGCAUGACUAUUCAGGACAUGCUUCGAGCCGAACCAGAACUUGCCUCGGCGGCGCUCUCCAAGAUUCUGGAGCACUGCGAGGCGCGGCAGGCAAUCGAGAUUUACAUGCAACUCAUCGCGUACGUGCUCGUCUCGGAGGACAUUCUGCUCUCGGUGCUCGACCGGCUGGUGGCCAUCACAAUACGGGACCUGACGCGUGACAGCAUGGCGCACAGGUUCUGCGCGUUCGAGGCCAUCUACUCGCUUCACUACAGGUACCUGAGUAGGCACGACCUCUUGACCUACGCUGAGCACGUUACGCUUCCAAAGGCACUGGUCGAGGCCCUGCGAAGGCGGCUGGCCCGCCGCUACGUGCCGCCCCUCAAGGCAGACACGCUCAGACCGGAGAUGAUGGCUGACGCUGACUUCGCGUGGAUCGCGCAUGGUCCGCAGCCAUCGAGGACGUCGCCUCAGGCUGAGGACGAAGGCGGCGAGAGAGAUGUCCGCUUUCGGCUUGGCAGCCCGCCUCCACCCACCUUUUAGCUUUCGGAGGACUGAAUUUGAAAAUUUUGUCUCAAUAAUGGAAUACACUGGACAUUUAGCUAAGUCACUUUCAUUCCGUGACAGGGUUAAAAAUAAUAAGUUGUGAUUUCUA